AUGGAAGUCGCCCGACAAAGCCUCGAACCAUUCGCGUUCGCUGCCAACAAACGGCCACUGGACAUGGUCGACUCUGACGAGCCCCGAUCAGACAGAUCCGAGAAAGCAAACCUCCGUCGACUCGCCAUUGUCAACGAACGCCGACAGUACGAAGAGACGCUCAAACCAGACUCGUCGGACACAGAACCUGCCGCUGCCACAGCCGCUGAGCAGCCCGCCGCCAACUCGCCUCCCGCCGUCGAAAUCGACCCGUCGUCAGGCCUACACGUGCCCACCCUACGAGCCACCUCGGUGAUCCCGUCCUUAUCGCUCAUGUACGCCGACACGGCUCCUCGAGACGUGUGGAGACCGCAGAUCGAGGCCUGGAUGAAGAAGUCCGGCCACCGAAUGCGCGACGUGGAACGGGCCGUCGAGGCGUCCGACAAGCUCGACGACAAGUAUAUGCUCAAGGACCCCAAGCCCGUGGCCAAAUCCAAGGCAGGCCCUGUCGCAAAGACAUCCACUGUCGUGGAUGAACAACUACCCCCACAAACGGCAUCCAUCACCAUGCCCUCGCCACAGAUCCACAGCAGCGCACACGUUGUCAGCACCCCACAGAUCACAGAGCCACCCACGCUCAAACCCCCACAGUCCCCCAUACAACACAUCCCCCCACCCCCACACAUGGCGUCUCCACACCCGUCACCUCAUAUGGAGACCUCAAUGGUCGCCUCUCCGGCACUGUCGUCGCCUCCCAAACCCAUCCACAGUGCCUCCACAUACUCCACCCCCAGCUAUGGCAAGCGACGAUGUAUCAGUUGUGGAUCGGACCAGAGUCCCUGCUGGCGCCCGUCGUGGUCUGCAUCAGCAGGACAGCUGUGCAACUCAUGCGGUUUGCGGUACAAGAAGACUGGAGCCCGAUGCACCGAGUCCGACUGUGGCCGGAUCCCAGCCAAGGGCGAGUGGGCAGUUAUGCGAAACACGGCUAAGCGAAAUCCGGAAACCGGCCGGAUGGACUAUGCAUGCAUUUAUUGUCGAGGAGUGGUGGAAGUGAAUGAGAGGUUUUGA
Molecule: messenger RNA, 1047 nt
Organism: Yarrowia lipolytica CLIB122
Lineage: Eukaryota; Fungi; Ascomycota; Dipodascomycetes; Dipodascales
Biological process (GO): regulation of DNA-templated transcription
Molecular function (GO): zinc ion binding; sequence-specific DNA binding
Source: RefSeq, a predicted model, not a curated record